CACUUACACUCCCAGCGCGCUGCUCGGAGCCGGAGGGAGCGCGGGGAGCGAGCUAGCGAGCGCUCGGAGCCCGGGCCAGCAGAGGGGGCGCCCAGCCGCUGCCUGCACCGCCGCCUCCGCCGCGCUCGGGGGCCCCGGGAGGAGCGAGGGCGAGUCGGAGAGUCCGGGAGCGGAGCCCGGCGAGACCCAACUGCGGGAGGGCGCCCGCCCCACUCAGCCGCGUCCUGCGCCGGAGCCGGGGAGCGCCGGCCGACCGCCCCGUGGGCCGUAGAGCUGGGAGCACAGGUCCCCGGAGCCCCAGGGAUGGUCUAGGAGUGGGUGCGAGGCUCGCUGCUCAGCUCCCUGCUGGGGCUCGCCGCCUCCUGCCGAUCUCCCAGGGCUGCGAGCCGCGGCGGCCGGGGGCUGCGCGCUCGGGCGGCCCAGGCCGAAGAAGUUAGUUGUGCGCUCAGCUUAGUGAGCGGAGCAAGCGAGCGAUCGAAGCAGCAGCCAAGCGCCGGGGCCAUGGGCUGGGGGAGCCGCUGCUGCUGCCCGGGACGGCUGGACCUGCUCUGCGUACUGGCGUUGCUCGGGGGCUGCCUGCUCCCCGUGUGCCGGACGCGCGUCUACACCAACCACUGGGCAGUCAAAAUCGCCGGCGGCUUCCCGGAGGCCAACCGCAUAGCCAGCAAGUACGGAUUCAUCAACAUAGGACAGAUCGGGGCCCUGAAGGAUUACUACCACUUCUAUCACAGCAGGACGAUUAAAAGGUCAGUUCUCUCAAGCAGAGGAACCCACAGUUUCAUUUCAAUGGAACCAAAGGUGGAGUGGAUCCAACAACAAGUGGUGAAAAAACGGACCAAGAGGGAUUAUGACUUCAGCCGCACCCAGUCCACUUACUUCAAUGAUCCCAAGUGGCCAAGCAUGUGGUAUAUGCACUGCAGUGACAACACUCAUCCCUGCCAGUCAGACAUGAACAUUGAAGGAGCCUGGAAGAGAGGCUACACGGGAAAGAACAUCGUGGUCACUAUCCUGGACGAUGGCAUUGAGAGGACCCAUCCAGAUCUGAUGCAAAACUAUGAUGCUCUGGCAAGCUGUGACGUGAAUGGGAAUGACCUAGACCCCAUGCCCCGUUACGAUGCAAGCAACGAGAACAAGCAUGGGACCCGCUGUGCUGGAGAAGUGGCCGCCGCAGCAAACAACUCUCACUGUACAGUCGGCAUUGCUUUCAACGCCAAAAUCGGAGGAGUUCGAAUGCUGGAUGGAGAUGUCACGGAUAUGGUUGAAGCAAAAUCCGUUAGCUUCAAUCCCCAGCAUGUGCACAUUUAUAGUGCAAGCUGGGGUCCAGAUGAUGAUGGCAAGACUGUGGACGGACCAGCGCCACUCACUCGGCAAGCCUUCGAAAACGGUGUUAGAAUGGGGCGGAGAGGCCUCGGCUCAGUUUUUGUCUGGGCGUCAGGAAAUGGCGGAAGGAGCAAAGACCACUGCUCCUGUGACGGCUACACCAACAGCAUCUAUACUAUCUCCAUCAGCAGCACAGCUGAAAGUGGAAAGAAGCCUUGGUACCUGGAAGAGUGUUCAUCCACACUGGCCACAACCUACAGCAGUGGAGAGUCCUAUGAUAAGAAAAUAAUCACUACGGAUCUGAGGCAGCGUUGCACGGACAACCACACAGGGACAUCAGCCUCAGCCCCCAUGGCUGCAGGCAUCAUCGCAUUGGCCCUGGAAGCCAAUCCGUUUCUGACCUGGAGAGACGUGCAGCAUGUUAUUGUCAGGACUUCCCGUGCAGGACAUUUGAACGCUAAUGACUGGAAAACCAAUGCUGCUGGUUUUAAGGUGAGCCAUCUCUAUGGAUUUGGACUGAUGGAUGCAGAGGCCAUGGUGAUGGAGGCGGAGAAGUGGACCACUGUUCCCCAGCAGCACGUGUGUGUGGAGAGCACAGACCGACAAAUCAAGACAAUUCGCCCCAACAGUGCAGUGCGCUCCAUCUACAAAGCUUCGGGCUGCUCCGACAACCCCAACCAUCACGUCAACUACCUGGAGCAUGUAGUCGUGCGCAUCACCAUCACCCACCCCAGGAGGGGAGACCUGGCCAUCUACCUGACCUCACCCUCAGGAACCAGGUCCCAGCUUUUGGCCAACAGGCUUUUUGAUCAUUCCAUGGAAGGAUUUAAAAAUUGGGAAUUCAUGACCAUUCAUUGCUGGGGAGAACAAGCUGCUGGUGACUGGAUUCUGGAAGUUUAUGACACUCCCUCUCAGCUGAGGAACUUCAAGACUCCAGGUAAAUUGAAAGAAUGGUCUCUGGUCCUCUAUGGCACGUCUGUGCAGCCAUACUCACCCACCAAUGAGUUUCCUAAAGUGGAACGUGUCCGGUAUAGCCGAGUCGAAGACCCCACCGACGACUAUGGGACGGAGGAUUAUGCAGGUCCCUGUGACCCUGAGUGCAGUGAGGUGGGCUGUGAUGGGCCAGGACCCGACCACUGUAAUGACUGUUUGCACUACUACUACAAGCUGAAAAACAACACCAGAAUCUGUGUCUCCAGCUGCCCUCCUGGCCACUACCACGCUGAUAAGAAGCGAUGCAGAAAGUGUGCCCCCAACUGCGAGUCCUGCUUUGGAAGCCACGGGGACCAGUGCCUGUCCUGUAAAUAUGGAUACUUCCUGAAUGAAGAAACCAACAGCUGUGUCACUCAUUGCCCUGAUGGAUCAUAUCAGGACACCAAGAAAAAUCUUUGCCGGAAGUGCAAUGAAAACUGCAAGACAUGUACUGAAUCUGACAACUGUACAGAAUGCAGGGAGGGGUUAAGCCUGCAGGGGUCCCGGUGUGCCGUCACCUGUGAGGACGGAUGGUACUUCAACGGCCAAGACUGUCAGCCCUGCCACCGCUUCUGCGCCACCUGUGCUGGAGCCGGCGCUGACGGGUGUAUUAACUGCACAGGGGGCUACUUCAUGGAGGAGCGGAGAUGCGUGCAGAGCUGUAGUAUCAGCUACUACUUUGACCACUCUUUAGAAAAUGGAUACAAAUCCUGCAAAAAAUGUGACGCCAGCUGUUUGACGUGCAAUGGUCCAGGGAUCAAGAACUGUACGAGCUGUCCCAGUGGGUAUCUCUUAGACUUAGGAAUGUGUCAGAUGGGGGCCAUCUGCAAGGACGGAGAAUACAUCGAUGAGCACGGCCACUGCCAGAUCUGCGAAGCCUCGUGUGCCCAGUGCCGAGGACCAACCCAGGAAGACUGCACAGGCUGCCCUGCCACAAGGAUUUUUGAUGAUGGCCGCUGCGUUUUGAACUGUUCCUUGGGCAAAUUUGAAUUCAGGAACCAAUGUCAUCCAUGUCAUUUCACCUGCCAAGAAUGCCAAGGAGAUGAGCCUUCCAACUGCACUUCCUGUGGAGUAGAUAAGCAUGGCAGAGAGCGGUUCCUGUACUGGGGAGAGUGUCGAGAGAGCUGCCCCCCAGGCUACUACCCUGACGAGGGCCACACCUGCCAGCCCUGCCCAGACAACUGUGAGCUCUGUCACAGCACACACAUCUGCACACGAUGUGUGCACGGCUACUUCCUGGUGCCCUCCAAUCACACCUGCCAGAAGUUAGAAUGUGGACAAGGUGAAAUCCAAGAUCCAGACUAUGAAGAAUGUGUGCCUUGUGAAGAAGGGUGUCUGGGAUGCAGCUUAGAUGAUCCAGGAACCUGCACAUCAUGCGCUACAGGGUACUACAUGUUCAAAGACCACUGUUAUAAAACCUGUCCUGAGAAGACCUACAGGGAAGAAUUUGAAUGCAAAGCGUGUGAUACCAACUGUGGCAACUGUGACCAGAAUGAAUGUUACUGGUGUGAAGAGGGCUUCUUCCUCUUGGGGGGCAGCUGUGUGAGGAACUGUGGUCCUGGCUUCUACGGCGAUCCAGAGAUGGGAGACUGUGAGCCCUGCCACCAAGCCUGUGAAACCUGCACCGGCCUUGGCCACAACCAAUGCAGCAGCUGCCAAGAAGGCCUGCAGCUGCUGCGGGGGACAUGUGUGCGUCACGACCAGACCCAGGAGGAAGGCAGCUUCUGGAACGUACCUGUGUCCACUGCAAGCCCAUCUUUGGUGAAGAGCCUGCUGCAGGAGCGACGAAGGUGGAAGUUUCAAAUCAAAAGAGACCUUUUGAGAAGACACCAGUCAUGUCACUCUUCUUGUAAAACCUGCCAUGGAUCGGCAACCCUGUGCACUUCGUGUCCGAAAGGCACCUAUCUGCUGGCUCAGACCUGCGUUCCAUCCUGUCCCCAAGGCAUGUGGCCCUCGGUGAGGAGCGGCAGCUGCGAGAACUGCACAGAGGACUGUGCCUCUUGCUCCAAAGUCAAUCUUUGCCAAAAGUGCCAAACACGGCCAGACCACCCCCUCUUCCUCCACCAAGGCAGGUGCUUCACCAGAUGCCCUGAGGGCUUCUACGCAGAUGACGAUACUUGUGAGCACUGCAGCUCUUCCUGCAGAACUUGUGAAGGAAAUGCCACCAACUGUCAGUCCUGCGAAGGAGGCCUUGUCCUAGACCAGGGGGUGUGCCGGGAAACCUGCCCCGAGAGGCAUGUGGCCAUGGAAGGGGUGUGCAAGCGCUGCCCAGAGAUGUGUCAGGACUGCAUCCAUGAGAAAACAUGCAAAGAGUGCAUGCCUGAGUUCUUCCUGCACAAGGAUGCGUGCCACCAGUCCUGUCCCAGCCACUUCUACGCAGACAGGCGCCACUGUGUUCCCUGCCAUGAAGACUGUCUGGAGUGCAGUGGCCCCUCAGCAGAUGACUGUGACCUCUGUGCCGAGGCAUCCUUGGUUCUCUACGAUGGGCAGUGUUUAGAUGAGUGUCCAGAAGGAACUUACUUGGAAAAAGAGACUAAAGUCUGCAAAGACUGUCUCAAGUCCUGCCGCACCUGCUCGUCCUCGGGGGCCUGCACGACGUGUCAGGAAGGCCUGAGGGUGAGCAACCACGGGACCUGUGUGCCUCACACUGAAUGCACCGCCAUGGAGUACUGGGACAUGGAGGCACAGACAUGCAAGGCCUGUCAUGCCAGGUGCUUCCACUGCACGGGGCCCUCAGAGUACCAGUGUCAGACCUGCCUGCGGGACAGCCUCUUGCUCAACACAACCUGCGUGCAGGACUGCCCCGAAGGCUACUACGCUGAUGAGGACAGCCACCGGUGUGCCCCCUGCCACAGCUCUUGUAGGACAUGUGAAGGACGACACAGCAUGCAAUGCCUCUCCUGCCAGCCAGGCUGGUUCCAGCUGGGACAGGAGUGCCUGACCCAGUGCAGAGAAGGAUAUUAUGCAGAAAACUCCACAGGACAGUGCAAGAGGUGCAGCAGGAGCUGCAAAGCCUGCCAGGGCCCACAGCCCACAGACUGCCUGUCCUGCGAUCCAUUCUUCUUUCUGCUCCGCUCCAAAGGACAGUGUCAUCGCACCUGUCCAGAGCAUCACUACGUGGAGCAAAGCACCCAGACCUGUGAGAGAUGCCACCCAACCUGUGAUAAAUGCAAAGGAAAAGGAUCAUUGGACUGCUUAUCCUGUGUGUGGAGUUACCACCUGAUGGGAGGACUCUGUACCUCGGAUUGUCUUGUGGGGGAGUACAGAGUGGGAGAGGGGGAGAAAUUUAACUGUGAAAAGUGCCACGAGAGCUGCAUAGAAUGCAAGGGACCUGGCAGCAGGAACUGUACCGUGUGUCCUGCCAACCUGGUGCUGCACAUGGACGACAGCCGCUGCCUGCGUUGCUGCAAUGCCUCCGAUCCCACCAAUGCCCACGAGUGCUGUGACUGCCGUGACACCAAAGAUGAGUGUAUCCUUCGAGCAAGUGAAGUUGAGCCUGCAGCUGAGCAUUCCAAGACAGCCCUGUUGAUCACUUCCUCCAUUAUGCUGGUGCUUCUGCUCGGGGCAGCUGUGAUUGUCUGGAGGAAAUCUCGGAGCAGAGCCAAGUCAACAGAAAAAGCUGGCUAUGCAAAGCUGGCUGAACCUAGCGUGUCUUACUCCUCCUAUAAGAGCAGCCAUCGUGAGAGCUUUGAAGAGGAUCAAGUGAUUGAGUACAGAGACCGGGACUAUGAUGAGGAUGAUGAUGAUGACAUUGUCUACAUGGGCCAAGAUGGCACUGUCUACCGGAAAUUUAAGUAUGGGCUUCUGGAUGAUGACAGUGAAGAUGACCUGGAAUACGAUGAUGAGAGCUACUCCUACCAGUAAACAGAGGUCACGCACACCCCACCACAUUCCACUCAUGGGCAUGCAUAUGAGCAUUACAGUGUUGGAUUUUAUCCCGACAUACCAGGCUGACAUGAGGGUGCUUGUCUUCUUAACCAAGAGUCCAACUAGAGUAUAUGAGAAUGCUGAAAUAUUUUGUUCUUCUUUUGGAUGGUUAAACUCAAUUAACUAUAAUUAUUCAACCAUGACUGAGGGACAAGGAUAAAAUUCGGAGUAAUUGUUCUCAAAACAAUAUCUCAAGACACAAAACAUAAGAAGUUUUAAAAAAAAAUAGUGAAAUUUUUGUGCAAACUGUUUCAUGUUUUUCUAAUUAAAAAAAAAGAAAUAGACCUAUAGUAAUUCUGUUUCUCAGCUGUAUUGUAGAGAUAUUUGCUACCUUUUUGAUUUCUGCUAUUUCUGUAAUUGAUUUGUGGGGGAUGAGGAGACAAAAGAACUGUUUGUCUUAGGGGAUUUUCCUCCCCUUUUAGUUCUCUUGGGGCAGAGAUUUGUUCCUUAAGGGACCACUAAAGAAAGUUCUCCUUCUCAUGCCAUUUACACCAAUUACUCCAGCUCACCCCUCAGUAAUACAGACCACCUCUGCUGAGGCUGAUCAGGAUCUAUUUAUAGACAGGAGGAAAGACAUGAGAGCUUGCUUCAUAGCCAAGGAAGCAUGUGUCCUCCAUGCCCUGGUUCCUGUGCAGGAGUCCAUAGUCAUGAUGAUUCUAGAGCAAGCUCAGGCAGGAGAUUGGUGGCAGCAAGCCCAGGAGGAAAGACAUCACUGUUUCUAAGAAUGUCAGUCUUACACGCUCAUGAUUUUUCUAAGGGUGUUUCUGGUUAGAAACAUCAGCUAAAACAUCAAGUAAUAAAAGAAAAUUGGUAAUGUUAACCUAACAUAAAAUGGUAUAAAAUGACAGAAACUUCAGAUACUCUUUUUUAAAAAAAGACUUUAGCUACUAAAUUAAAGAGCUUUUAUGAACAGCCCAUCACAGAACUGUGGGCUCUUCAAAGAAAAAGUUAGGAUGGAGUCUAACAUGGAAAUUCUCAACAUCCUGCUCACCAGCUUAAUCCAGCUGCUGAUCAGCCUUCCAACACUCUUCAUCUCUAUGAUUUUUGUUUCUAGAUGCCCUAGGCAUCUCUUUUUCCAUCCUCCUGUCCAGUACACUCUUGGAUUUGCACACACAGGACAGUUUUUCUGCAUGCAAUACAGAGAAGAGCUCCUGCUAAGUGAAAUUAAGUAAGCAGGGUUUUAUGGAUUUCCUUGUCAAAACAGAAGUGAUAGGCAGUCUUGGGAGUGAACCACCAGGAAGAGAUAUUUUCAGAUAAUGAGGACAAUCACACAAAAAAAUAAAUGUAUUUCACACUAUGUACUAGGUACCGAGCUAGACAAUUCCUUUUAAAAACUCACCCCAUUUAAUAUCACUGUAACUUCUUGAGGUUGGUACCAUUAUUACUCUUUUUUUAAAUGGGAAAGCCAAAGCUUAUGAAAAGUUAAAUAGCCCAAGGUCACAGAAAGCUUAUCAAGAUUCAAGAAAAAAAGGAUGACUCUAAAGUGUGUGUUCCUAAGAACUAUGCUACACUGACACGAAGCAGAAAAAGAAGCAUCCUAAAUCUAAUAAAGGCCUGUCUUACUUUAUAAUAUGGCAAUGCUAUUAUCUUUCCUGAAUGUGUACAUUUUUUAAAAAAAAAAACAUAUCACUGACACAGGAAAUCUUUGUAAAGAAGUCUUCAGUUUACUGAAGGCCUCUGCGUUUCUUUAAGGGAAAGCUCUUAAAACAAAUAUUGGCAAACUUUCUCUGAAAAGAGCCAGAUAGUAAAUACUUUAGGCUUUGCACAACUAUCAACCCUGCCAUUGUGGCAUGCAUGCAGCCAACCCACAACAAAUGGGUGGGCUGUGCUCCAAGAAAUCUUUAUUUAUGGACACUGAAAUUUGGAUUUAAGAUAAUUUUCACAUAUCAUAAAAUAGUAUUCUUCUUUUGAUUUUUUUCCUCAGUCACUUAAAAAUGUGAAAAACCAUUCUUGCCUCAAGGCAGUACAGAAACAGAUGAUGGGCCAGAUUUGGUCAAGAGAUUGUAAUUUGCUGACAGAAAUUCCUAAGAGACCAUGUAUAUCACAGACACAUAUGAUAUGCUCCAAAAAAUUUUGACCAUUUAAAAUCACCCCCUGAAAACCUAUAUGAACCCUUUAUAGAUCCUUUCCCAAACCUUAGAAACAAAUAGAAAUGCAUAUAAGAUAGCCAUCUCAUCAUGGAGAAUGAAACGGCAAUCCACUCCAGUAUUCUUGCCCAGGAAAUCUCAUGGACAGAGGAACCUGGUGGACUAUAGUCAGUGGGGUUGCAAAGAGUCAGACAGGACUGAGUGACUGAGCAUGCACACACCAGCAAUUUUAUCAAUGGAAGAAUUCUUCAUCUCUUGUUGUGUAAUUGGAGUGUAGCCUAUGGAAAUAAGUAAUUUUGUUUAUACUGUGUUGUGUGUCUUCCCUGAUAACUCAAAACUCUGAUAAACUGAGUCUGACAUUUCUUUGUGUAGCCUGGAAAUCGUUUUCCAAGAAAAUUCUGUCUUUAGGAUACACAAUUAAGCAUUAAAUGAGGUCAAGAUGACCUUGAAAACUAAGAAAAA
Capra hircus (goat) is the source of this 8768-nucleotide messenger RNA. It is a transcript of the gene PCSK5, whose product is annotated as proprotein convertase subtilisin/kexin type 5. Gene Ontology annotation, molecular function: serine-type endopeptidase activity. The record is from RefSeq and is a predicted model, not a curated record. Gene Ontology annotation, biological process: peptide hormone processing. The transcript is spliced from 38 exons. Lineage: Eukaryota; Metazoa; Chordata; Mammalia; Artiodactyla; Bovidae. Bases 502 to 6156 code for a protein of 1884 amino acids. Gene Ontology annotation, cellular component: Golgi membrane; trans-Golgi network.